Molecule: messenger RNA, 1383 nt
Organism: Perkinsus marinus ATCC 50983
Lineage: Eukaryota; Perkinsozoa; Perkinsida; Perkinsidae
Exons: 2
Source: RefSeq, a predicted model, not a curated record
UCAUAUGGCGACACCUGAUGAACUACAAACUCUCCGUCAAGCCCGAACCCGAGCCCGCCAGAGCCGUACACGAGCAUUCACACGACUAUCUGAUGUCCGAGAAAGGAUCAAGAAUCUCUGUACCAACGACGAAGACGACGAGAAUGUCCUGGCGGUCUUGGAAGCUCAAGAAGAGGAACUCGCUCGAGCAUACGUCGAAGCCGAUCAACAAGCAACAGCGGCAGAACGAGCCUAUGAAGAAGCGACAUCGACGAGCCCACCAACGACACCACUGCUUACGCCAGCAGGGUCAACCGGAUUCAACGUCCAGGGAGACUCCAGUAAUCUCUUGAGACGGAACGACGGAUCGGCGGCAAACACCUCCUCUUUUCGCCAGCCUGAUUUCCCAGAAGCUCCAACCCGCAGGGCAGCUACGAGAUGUACCGCCGCUGAAGUGACCAAGCUCGUCCUGCCAAACCUCAUCGACUCAGCUUACCUCAAGGUACACUAUGACGACGUGGAGGACACCCUCGUAGAAGCUGGUGCGGCAACGAGGAGCACUUCGGGCCCCAUCCAAGUGAACCCCGAGGUCCGCCGGUCGGUAAUGACGAAGUUUAUCGGUACCCUCACGAACUCUGAAGUGAAGCCAGUGCACCAAGCAGCUCAAUCGGCUGCUCCGGCUGCUCGAACAGGGAGCUCAACUUCUCGAGAUACUUCGACUUCAAUUGGGAUCUUCGACAGAACCGUCCUAACAGAAAUCGACCAGUAUCUCCUCGCCGCGUCCGAAGCGUACUUUAUCUUCUGCGACAUAUACCACAACGACUCAGCUGAGAGAAGAAACCUUACCAGGCAAAUCAUUGGCCGAUUGCCCCCAGCUAUCGUGGAAAAAGUCAUCCACCGUAUACGACGAUAUGCCGACCACGACGACGACAGUGAGGACUGGGAGACUCUCCUCGACUUCGAGAACGCAACCGGUGACAAACCUUCCGUCUGCGACGUCAUAAGAUCCAUAUGUCGUACGUCGGACGAAGCCACAAUCAUAUGCCAGCCGACGACUCAUAAGGCCGACAACAUCCGAUCUGUCGUGGAACCGGCCCAAGCAUCCUCUUCUCGGACUCUCGCCCAACGGCCUAACUCGGGCUCUGCACCAAUCUCACGACCUACACUGAGCGAAUGGGCCAAAACAUUUCCCGCCGUCUACUACAUCACCGGCCGAGCGGUGCGUAACCAAGAAGAAGCUCUCAAGAUCCUGCGAGCGGACGAGACCAAGGUCCUUCGAAAUCGUCGCGGAUUCCGCUACAUCCUCGCUGCCUACAACGAUGCAACUACGGCCAAAUCCAUUAUGUCCGAGCUCGACAAGGAGAACUACCGCUGGCGCGAGUUUGCUGCAACACCACCGUCAAC